Homalodisca vitripennis (glassy-winged sharpshooter) is the source of this 1621-nucleotide messenger RNA. Its product is annotated as out at first protein-like. The record is from RefSeq and is a predicted model, not a curated record. Lineage: Eukaryota; Metazoa; Arthropoda; Insecta; Hemiptera; Cicadellidae.
GAAGUACAGAUACUAAAGGCUCUGAUACUGGGAGAGGAGGAAAGGGGCCAGAGUCAGUAUCAAGUGAUGUGUUUUGUCUGCCACAUUGAUAAAAAUGAAUUCAUAUCUGCUGAUGCAAUGUCGAAGCUGAGACAGAAAAAUCCUGGUACAAUACGGACACCAGAAGAGGACAGAGGGCGAGAGAACUUCACAAUGGAUUUGUUUGUGGAUGUGCCGCGGGCUGCCGUCAUCUCAAAACAUGUACCAGUACUGUGUGCUGAGGCGGGUGAUGCUACAUACACUCGCAGAGUUGAUAUUGACCUCUGGAGUCAACUGCCAGGUGCAUCAAAGACUUCUCUGCUGAGUGCUGUCAGAGAAUACAAUGGACUGGUUCCUCCCCCUGGCAGGUGUCAGGAGACACACUCCCCUUGGCAGCCCUGCACCUGUCAUCUGGAGCUGUGUAUCGGGUGGUACCCCUGUAGUCUGAAAUACUGCCGAGGCUCGGCCAGGGGCGCCAACUAUCGUUGCGGGAUCCGAACCUGCCGUAAGUGUAACCUGUUCCUCUACUACGUGCGCCAGAAACAACUCUGCCUGUGGGACGAAUGACCUUCGGACUAGUGCAGAGUGCAACAACAGUUCUUUGGAAACGGGUGCAAAGUUUGAAUUUUCUUUCAAACUUUUUAGAGGAUCGUAACAAAAACAUAUUUUUAAAUAAUUUGAUUUGGCAUUAGUGACUUUAUAAUAAUUAAAGUAUUUGACCUUCACUCAUUUUACAAUUGUUUUUGGUAAAAAUGUAUCAGAUGAAUCUCAUCACAGAUGCUAAUUAAUUAUGGAGAAUAAUGUGUUGUCAAAUGAGCGGACUUGUCUUCUUCCAUGACGUGAUAAUUAUAGGAUCUGGUGUAAGUAAAGUAACUGAAACAGUGUAUUCAUUUUACAGAACAUGUUUUAUUAUUUUUGUAGUGUAGAAACAUUGCUAUUGUUAUAUGUAAUGAAUAUUAUGUUUAAAUUUUGCCAAACAAACAGAGUAAAAGAAUUAUAUACUAAUUAAUGUCUUGUGCUAGUAAAGAGAGAAUGAUAAAAAUGUCAUGUUUUCAUAAAUCACUAAAUGAAAUGAUGAAAACACAUUGAAAGUCAUCUUAUUUUAUCGUAACAGGAAAAGCUGCUGAUUGAAUUUGCUGGUAAAAGUAUCAAAAUAUUAUGUAAUGAAUGAAAUAUUAUUGUUGUGUUUUUAAUUUUAAGCAAUAACAUUGCUUAUAAAGUGUUUUUCAGUUUUGUUCCAAUUAAUAAACAUUAUAGAUUAAGUUAACAAUUUCAAAAGAUAAUUAGUGAAAACAAGAUUAGUCUAAUUAGUUUUGUAUUAUGUUAAGUUAAUUGAAUUUCUGAAUGGAGUUAUAUUGUAAACAGAAGGAAUCGGGCUUUCUCUGCUCAGUGUUUUAAAACACCCAAGCGUGAAAUUACGUUUCCUGAGAAAUUAUGCUUUACACAUGCUUUAAAAUUCUUAACAAGUAAAUAAGCUAUCAUAUUAUUUUUGGUAUUGUAUUUUCUUUUUUUAAAUAAUAAUGGCUGUCUCAAACUAAUGUCUAAUUGUGAUUAUAACUCAUUUAUUUUAAUCCAUAUAAAAAAUAGUUUUGUAAAUAUUGAA